Messenger RNA from Fusarium oxysporum Fo47, 1332 nucleotides. RefSeq lists its product as uncharacterized. Lineage: Eukaryota; Fungi; Ascomycota; Sordariomycetes; Hypocreales; Nectriaceae. The transcript is spliced from 2 exons. The record is from RefSeq and is a predicted model, not a curated record. The coding region runs from base 1 to 1332 and encodes 443 amino acids.
AUGGCGACCCCAUCUUUCACUCAUCUUUUCUCUUUCCCUGAAGAAAUCAUCGACAUAUUAUGCCAGCAGCUCUGUCCCCACUGCAGCGAGAGAGCCUCUCCUCGACACUUCUUUCGCUACGAAGAGCGGAAACCGGCUCAUGACAGAAACUGUCUAUUGGCAUUAUCUCUGUCAUGCAAGGAACUGAGGCGUAUAUCGCAGCCGCACUUGUAUCAUCGACCGAUGGGACAUGGUUUCUUUGGUUUCAUCGACACCAUUGCUGGAACACCCGCUCUUGGUCGACAUGUCAAGGAGCUCUGUCUGAACGAGCACAUGAUCCGGUGUUUGCUUCCUAAAUAUGAUGACCAAGUUAAAUUUCUUGCACAGUGCAAUAAACGGUACUGCACUCAUCUUUGCGAACCUGCCCAGACAAACCAAACGGCUCCGGUUGACCAAUUCAGGAAUGCAACGGAAUAUUUUGGAGAAAGGAGACGAACAGUUGGGAAUGCCAUCAAUUGCCUCAUGUCUGUUGCUGUCUCUUUAACACCAAUGCUCAACAAGCUUGAAAUUCAUCUCGAGUCCGACUGGAAACUCUCUUCGAUCCCGUCUGGAUGUCUUCCGAAUUUGAAGAAACUCACUAUAACCGUCUCAUGGAGUUUCCCGACUGACGACCUUGACGUACGGGAUGCGACAAAAAAGCCAAAGACGAGUUUUUGCCACGACACUGUCAAUGAAAUUACACUGAGAUCAUGCAUGCUUCACAUCACUCAGCUGGAGGCCAUCAUGCGUGGUUUCCCAAAACUACAAACUUUCCGGAUCGGUGCACCAAAUCAUUGUAAACGCGCUGAUACCCGAAGUCAAGACAUAGCUCUCCUGUACAGAAUUGAGGAUCUUUUGAUGCUGAGAAGCGACACGCUCAAACACCUUACACUCGACUUUCCUGGCAUUCACCUCGAUCACCCAGGUGAAAUAGUGCUCCAAGAUCUCUCAGGAAUGAAAGUCCUUGAGACGCUGUACAUAGACAGCGGCAUGCUGCAUCGCCGAUGGCAGGGCCAUCGGCCUGGACGAAGGAUUUGCCAAUUGCUUCCAACAUCCAUUAAGGAGUUCGGUCUAAUGGGGAGCGCAUAUCCGCUGGUACAUGACGAGGUUUUGGAGUCAAUCAAUAUCUCGGCCUCGGUAUUUCCUCUCCUGAAAAAGGUAGUUGUUGCGGAGUUUGGGAAAAAAUGGCUAGUUGAUGGGGAUAAAUGGGAACGGAUGUUUGCGUCGGCUUGUGAAGCUCACAACCUAGAACUUUCGUCGGAAAUGCCUCAAAGCUCACAGGGUUUGGCGCUCCCGGAGCCGUAUAGGGAUUAA